AUGCCUGGUCCCGGAGGUGGUCCACCCCGCAGAAGCCACACCAAGUCGCGCAAUGGUUGCAAAACCUGUAAGCGAAGGCAUAUUCGAUGCGACGAGACUUUCCCUCAGUGUCGCAACUGCACCAAACACAAUUGCCGGUGCGACUACAUGGACACGCAGGCUGUCCGUGACGAGGCUCCCCGCAGUCCAGGUGUCCCUAAUCUACUGAUGACCCCUGAGAUCGAGGCCGAAAUCGAAAGCUGGCAGUUCAACGGCGUUCCUCCAUUCCCCGAACUAUCACAAUGCCCUCGCAAUGACUGGUAUCGCUUCUCGAAGACCGACCUCCGACUCAUCCACCACAUUGCCGGUCUUUCAAUUGAUUUCCACCGUCGGGGUCUAAGUGAAACUACCGUUUGGGCUCCGAAAAUGCCAUCUAUUCUCGCAAUCGCUGUUUCAAGUGACUUUGUCAUGAGCGCCGUCCUUGCGUUCUCCGCCUCACACCUAGCCUACUUGACAGGUAGCAAAGAAACCGAAAAUUUAUCAUAUCGCCACCGAGGAGUGGCAUUUAAAGGCUUGCAGAAUGCAAUCGGAACCUUUUCAAAGGCAAACUGCAACUCUAUACUAGCCGCCUCUAUCCUUUUAUCAUGGCAAGCCACUGACUGGGCGUCCCUCGCAUCCUUGCAGAGGGGCAUGUCAUCGGUGCUUGAUUCCAUGCACCCAUAUUGGAAGGAGACGUCGGAUAUUGCACAAUUUCUUGAGGGUCAAAGGGCUCUCCGCUCAUUCAACAUGAACCUCAACUCCACAUAUCUAUCUGGCGCCACGCGAUAUCAAGGCGACGACCUCGAGCGCAUCGAUACAUCCAUCGCGGACCUACAAAUAAUCCAAAAACAAGUCCAACACAUUCCCGAGUAUUAUGAAAGGAUACACGAGCUUCUUACCUUUGUCAAGAAACUGCGCAACGACAUGCCGAUUCCGUCGCCUGAGAAAGCCUUUGAAAGACUUCAGCCUUUGCGCACCUGGUUAUUCUGGCUACCGACAAAGAUGCUGACAGGAGGGGAGAGAGACCUGGGCGCUUUGUCUAUAUUGGCCCAGUUUUAUUCAACGGCACUGGCCCUCGAGCCCCUGUUCCCCGAGAUUGAAGGCUCAUAUUUGGGCUGCAUGGCGAUAACACCAAUUGAAAAUAUCGAUGCAAUCUUGUUGGCGCGCAAAUCGUCAAUUCCAUAUACUCCUGGUGCGCAGCUAGCCGCCACCCUGAUGGAAUUUCCACGCCACAUUAUGACCGACUACAAGAGCUGUAUUCAAUGGUCGCAGCCUGUGCAGCCAAUGAAUCACUUUGUAACGACACCUCCGAGCCCCUACCACCAAUUUCACGACAUAUCCUAUGAGACGACAGCACCAUAUACUCCAUCCAUCCAUUCUCCGCCGACUUUUGCAAUCCCAACUCCUCCUUUUCACGCCCAGCACAUGUACGGUUCGCACCCUAACUUGUCAGCUGUUUAUGUGAGCUCUCCACUAUCCUCUGAAGGCGGGGACGAGUCUUUGUCAGAUUAUAGCCGACAAGGGGGGCUGGAGCACUCUCCGGCAUUCUCUUCACCUUACAACGAGGAGCUGCAUCAUCAACUGCCUACCACUGACGCAUCUGCAGCCUUGAAUAAUAUUGGUCUUAUUCAUGAGUCGCCCAUUAUGCCAAUAGGGGCAGUUGCUCCCGAGCUUUGGACGUGA
Messenger RNA from Talaromyces rugulosus, 1701 nucleotides. RefSeq lists its product as uncharacterized. Gene Ontology annotation, biological process: regulation of transcription by RNA polymerase II. NCBI's taxonomy places the organism in Eukaryota, Fungi, Ascomycota, Eurotiomycetes, Eurotiales, Trichocomaceae. The record is from RefSeq and is a predicted model, not a curated record. Gene Ontology annotation, molecular function: DNA-binding transcription factor activity, RNA polymerase II-specific; zinc ion binding. The transcript is spliced from 3 exons. The coding region runs from base 1 to 1701 and encodes 566 amino acids.